This is a messenger RNA of Anolis carolinensis (green anole), 1144 nucleotides long. RefSeq names its product ribosomal protein SA (gene rpsa). Lineage: Eukaryota; Metazoa; Chordata; Lepidosauria; Squamata; Anolidae. Gene Ontology annotation, biological process: cytoplasmic translation; ribosomal small subunit assembly. The transcript is spliced from 7 exons. Gene Ontology annotation, molecular function: structural constituent of ribosome; laminin receptor activity. Bases 192 to 1082 code for a protein of 296 amino acids. The record is from RefSeq and is a predicted model, not a curated record. Gene Ontology annotation, cellular component: cytosolic small ribosomal subunit; 90S preribosome; ribosome.
GAAACGCGAGAGGUACAUUGGACAUACGAGCCGUGACGUCGCCACUUUUGGGAAGGCGCUGAUUGGAGGAUGCGGGGGGUAUAUAUAGACGUCACCGGCGCCAGGGCCUUCUUUCUCUCCGACUCCAGGGAGGCCUCCAUACGGCGUUGCAACCGCGUUUCCUAUCGUUGCUUCAAAAGGAAACCUUCACAAUGUCCGGAGGUCUUGAUGUCCUGCAAAUGAAGGAGGAAGAUGUCCUCAAAUUUCUUGCUGCAGGAACCCACUUGGGAGGAACCAACUUAGAUUUUCAAAUGGAGCAAUAUAUUUAUAAAAGAAAAAGUGAUGGCAUUUACAUCAUCAACCUGAAGAGAACUUGGGAAAAACUGUUGUUGGCUGCCCGUGCCAUUGUUGCGAUUGAGAACCCAGCUGAUGUGAGCGUCAUCUCCUCCAGAAACACUGGACAGCGUGCUGUUUUGAAAUUUGCUGCCGCUACUGGUGCAACACCAAUCGCUGGCCGUUUCACUCCUGGCACCUUCACCAAUCAGAUUCAGGCAGCCUUCCGUGAACCCCGCCUUUUGGUAGUCACUGAUCCAAGAGCUGAUCAUCAGCCAUUGACUGAAGCAUCUUACGUGAAUAUCCCCACCAUUGCCUUGUGCAAUACGGAUUCUCCUCUGCGUUAUGUGGAUAUUGCCAUUCCAUGCAACAACAAGGGAGCUCACUCAGUUGGCCUUAUGUGGUGGAUGUUGGCUCGUGAAGUCCUGCGUAUGCGUGGAACUAUUUCUCGUGAGCAUCCAUGGGAGGUGAUGCCCGAUCUCUACUUCUACCGGGAUCCUGAAGAGAUUGAGAAGGAAGAGCAGGCCGCAGCUGAGAAGGCGGUUACAAAGGAAGAGUUCCAGGGCGAAUGGACUGCUCCUGCCCCUGAAUUUACAGCACCACCACAACCGGAGGUGGCUGAUUGGUCUGAAGGGGUGCAAGUGCCCUCUGUGCCCAUACAACCAUUCCCAGCAGAGGAUUGGAGUGCACAGCCUGCCACUGAAGACUGGUCUGCUGCUCCCACUGCUCAGGCAACUGAGUGGGUAGGGACUACCACAGAGUGGUCCUAAUGUUAUCAGCAGGAAUUCAAGAAGGCAGUGAGAAAUGAAAAUAAAAGAUCUUUCUUAUUGAA